Molecule: messenger RNA, 2088 nt
Organism: Loxodonta africana (African savanna elephant)
Lineage: Eukaryota; Metazoa; Chordata; Mammalia; Proboscidea; Elephantidae
Product: olfactory receptor 10K2
Exons: 1
Coding region: 844-1782 (312 amino acids)
Biological process (GO): detection of chemical stimulus involved in sensory perception of smell; G protein-coupled receptor signaling pathway
Cellular component (GO): plasma membrane
Molecular function (GO): olfactory receptor activity; G protein-coupled receptor activity
Source: RefSeq, a predicted model, not a curated record
ACCAAAAAAUAGCCAUAAUGUGAUUUCAGUAAAAAAAUUUCAGUAGGGGUUAGGAAAUGUAAUGAAAAGGAAGAAGAGUCCUGAAGAAAGACUCUUCCUGCAGGAGGGAGGACUCUGAGAUAAGCAUUGGAGGAUGGAUAGAUAGAUUCCAUCUGGGAAUAAAUAAAUGGAAAGUAAAAGGGAAGAACUCUUUCCAGCCUUUGAUAGCAGAAUAAAAAUUCAAAGGCAAGAGCCAGCAUAAUGAGGAUGUAAGAAGGGGAGCUGAUGGUUCCAUACAGGAAUUAGGGCAAACAGAUUUGGAGACAGUGUGGAUCUAGAUUACAGAGAGAUUAAAACUAAGAGAAAGAGAUUAAGCGUAAUGAGAAUGAGAAUGAAUAGUAACUGAAGAUUAAAAAGAGUUAUAUAAAAAUGUGGUAUAUUCAGAUGGUUUAUUUGGCAACUGCAGGAAAGACUUCUUUGGGAGAAUAUGAAGGCAAGGAAGCCAAAGGGAGGACAAAUGGAGUUACGAGGUACUAUAAGAGUGAGAGCUAAGAAUCUGAGUAACAACUUCACCAUGGGAGUGAAGAUGAAGGAAUGAUUGAAUCUGAGAAAUGUUAAGAACUUCUUUUUGACAAUGAUGUUAGUAUUACUCUAGAUACUCAAAGUUACAUGUACACUUUGCCUGAUUUUAGAUACUUCUUUUCAUGUUUUGGAGAAACAGGAGGGAGGAAGGAUGAUGAAUUCAGAACUCAAAAUCUGAAAGUACAUGGCAACUGAUUUCCUGUGGCUUUACUGAUUUUCAGGGAUUUCUCUUGGCACUGUCUCCUCCCCUCUCUCAGAUUGUGCCUUGAUGAUGUAUCCUCCAUGGAGCGGGUCAAUGAGACAGCAGUGAGAGAGUUUGUCUUCCUGGGCUUCUCAUCUCUGGCUGGACUGCAGCAGCUGCUCUUCAUUGUCUUCCUGCUCCUCUACCUCUUCACUCUGGGCACCAAUGCCAUCAUCAUUUCCACCAUUGUCCUGGACAGGGCCCUUCACACCCCCAUGUACUUCUUCCUCGCAAUCCUCUCCUGCUCUGAGACCUGCUACACUUUUGUCAUUGUACCCAAGAUGCUGGUUGACCUGCUGGCCCAGAAGAAGACCAUCUCCUUUCUGGGAUGUGCUAUUCAGAUGUUUACUUUCCUUUUUCUUGGCUGCUCUCACUCCUUUCUGCUGGCAGCCAUGGGUUAUGAUCGCUACAUGGCCAUCUGUAACCCACUGCGCUACACAGUGCUCGUGGGGCAUGGGGUAUGUGUGGGACUAGUGGCUGCUGCCUAUGCUUGUGGCUUCGCUGUUGCCCAAAUUAUCACAUCCCUGGUAUUUCAUCUGCCCUUCCAUUCUUCCAACCAAUUGCAUCACUUCUUCUGUGACAUCUCCCCUGUCCUCAAGGUGGCAUCCUACCAUACCCACUUUAGUCAGGUUGUCAUCUUCAUGCUUUGCGCAUUGGUCUUGGUUAUCCCCUUGUCAUUGAUCUUGGUAUCCUAUAUUCACAUCAUCUCUGCCAUACUCCAAUUUCUUUCUACACUGGGCAGGUACAAAGCCUUCUCCACCUGUGCUUCUCACCUCAUGGUUGUCACUGUGCAUUAUGGCUGUGCCUCUUUUAUCUACUUAAGACCUCAAUCCAACUACCCCUCAAGCCAGGAUGCUCUGAUGUCAAUGUCCUACACUAUCCUAACACCAUUGUUCAACCCAAUGAUUUACAGCUUGAGAAAUAAAGAGUUCAAAUCAGCACUUCAUAGAGUUGUGGAAAGAACAAUUUCCCUGCCAUAGCAAUUAAUCUGGAUCCUGCUUUUUCCAAACAGUAAAGCAAAAGAUAAAUAAGGCAAAAUUCCCAGAACAGAAAUGAUCAGGCUACUUGGAACAGUGUUCAAGAACAUAGAUCGUUUCUUCUUCCACACCAAAUGUAAAACAUAAAAAUCACAGCUUUUUGCCAUGAUCUCAUGAAUUAUUGCCCAUUGAAAUUAUAUUCAAUUAAAGAAAAAACAAUGGAUGGUUAUUAUAGGGAACGAUUCAGGUGUUCAGAAUUCUAGGUUCUGGCGAAAACCAUCACCCAAUCUCACCCAGACUAGAAACUAA